GAUAACUCAAAUCAUUAUCAAUCGAUUAUGUAAACAACGUACGUGUGUCACAUGCCAUACUUCCUUGUUACGACAGUUUACCAGUGAGACCAACCAUCAAUGUCUACCAAUACAUCAUUGUGUGCGAUAUGUGAUCUUCGACAUCUUACCGCAGCGUCCACGCACUGGUGUCCAGAAUGUGAGGAAUCACUUUGCAAUAACUGUAAGGAACAUCACAGCUUUUCGAAAUCAUCACGAGGCCAUCAAGUCAUACAUAUAUCAGAGUACAACAAUUUACCUUCGAUUAUCACCAAUAUUAACUCAUUCUGCCCUUAUCACAAUGAGAAGUACACACAAUACUGUGUAAAGCACGAAGUUCCUAUUUGUUUUAAAUGUAUCAAAGAACAUGGCAACUGCAGUGAUCUGGCUCUUCUAGAAGAUCUUGCACGAGACAUAAAAUCAUCAGAGUUGUUCCGAGAUAUGGAACAAAGCUUGAAUGAUCUGAAGGUCAAUUUCAAUAAAAUUCGAGAAAACAGAGAGUACAAUAUUUUAACUAUUAAAGACAAGAAGAAGCAAAUCGUCGAAGAUGUAAGUUGUUUUAAAAAGCAGAUAAACUUGCAUAUUGAUAAGCUGCAAGAGGACUUUUUGAAGGAACUUGACAAAGUAGAAACUGAAUGUUGCGAAAAGAUCUAUUCAACUGUUUCUUCUAUCAAUGACCAAUAUACUGAAAUAAUUCAGUACAACGUAGAAAUCGAAAACAUAAAUAAAUAUGCUUCCGAUCUACAAGCCUUCCUGGGCAUGAGAGAAAUCCAGAAGAAUAUAAACACAAGCGAGCACUGCAUUCAGUCUAUGGUUCAAAAAAAGAAUUUAGAAAGAGUCGGGUUAGAUUUUGAUAUCGAUACUAAGUUACGAGAGUUUUUGACUAAUGUUCGAAAAUUUGGUUCCAUCUUAGUUGAUAGCUGCCAAACUGAUAACAUCGAAUUAGUUAGGAAGAAAGACAGACAAGCUCAGAUAUUGGCAACAGAGGAACAGUCUAUAAACAAUAUAAAAUUAAAUUUCAAGCGGAAACUAAGAACGUCAUGCAACAUAACAAAGGGAUGUUGCGUUACUGCGAAAUGUGAAUACCUUUUCACAGAUUAUAAUGAAUGUAAUGAGAAACUUGUGGUAUUGAACUCAAAUGGUAAGGCUGUAUAUACCAUCGAUCUUUCAGAGCCAUAUAGCGCAUUCGAUUUAGUAUGUAUAGACGACAAUAUAGUAGCUGUAAGUACAGGAUAUUCAAAUGGAAAUACUGGUGUGAUUAUUAUUGAUUUGACCACUAGAAAAGUAAAAAGGUUCGUUAAAUUACCUUGUACACCCUAUGGUAUUACUUUCGAUGGUGAAUCUGUGAUUUGCUGCUCUGACGGAAAUGACAUACAUAUUUCAAUGAAAGAUUUUUGCUGUACAGAUAUCCCAAGCCCGUGUAUGUCUCAAGACUCGUACAUUGCAAAGCAAGGUGACAAUACUGUCUAUAGCGUACCAGAUGCGAAUAAAGUAUUUUGUUUAGAUGAAGGAACAUUAGUUUGGGAGUUCAAGAAUGAUAGUGUUUUAAAGAAUCAAGGAGGGAUUACUGUAGACGAUAAAGGAAAUGUUUUUGUCGUUGGGAUGAGUUCUAAAAAUAUCGUUGUGAUUUCUCCUGAUGGUAAACAACACAAAGAGAUACAAAUAAAGGAAUGUGGUCUCACUGAACCCAGUACAAUAUGUUUUGACAAAAUAAACAAACAAAUGCUCGUCACGAACGUAUGUAAUUUCGCACAUCUUUAUGACAUUUCCUAUUGUUGAAUUUAGUCUUAUGACUGAUGCACCCGAUGAUCAAAUUAUCAUCUGGCUACUUGUGUAGUCAUAUGACAUGUUUAUGUAGCGCGCAUGCCAAAUGACUGUUAUGUUUAUUUCUUUAACCUAUAUUUGGCACAGAUGUUUUUUUCAUAAUUUAGUUUUAGGUAUUUGUAAUAAAAUUUUCUUGAUAUUUUCAGCUCAUGAUCAUGUUUUUAAUAUGUUAUCACUAUUACUUACACGAUUUUGCAUUUAAAGAAUUUAAAAAUUGACCUCUCUUUACAACUUGGUAAU
Mytilus trossulus (common blue mussel) is the source of this 2082-nucleotide messenger RNA. RefSeq lists its product as uncharacterized. Gene Ontology annotation, molecular function: zinc ion binding; ubiquitin protein ligase activity. NCBI's taxonomy places the organism in Eukaryota, Metazoa, Mollusca, Bivalvia, Mytilida, Mytilidae. Bases 100 to 1797 code for a protein of 565 amino acids. Gene Ontology annotation, biological process: protein monoubiquitination. The transcript has 2 exons. The record is from RefSeq and is a predicted model, not a curated record.